Fomitiporia mediterranea MF3/22 is the source of this 594-nucleotide messenger RNA. RefSeq lists its product as uncharacterized. The transcript has a single exon. The record is from RefSeq and is a predicted model, not a curated record. The coding region runs from base 1 to 594 and encodes 197 amino acids. Lineage: Eukaryota; Fungi; Basidiomycota; Agaricomycetes; Hymenochaetales; Hymenochaetaceae.
AUGACUUCUUCAAUAAUUCCAUGCAUUCUUCCCGCUCUGCAGCGCAAGCAGCAAUCGACGAGCACACGCUCGCGACAAUGUCCAUGUACGACCACUCCCAAGGGACAAUCCUCUCUCCGACCCCCGCGCGCACUCUCCUUCCCCACCCACCAUUCCAUGCUUGACAACACCCUCGAUGAACUCACACUGCGUGCAUUUACAAUCCCCAGUGCUGUUCAUGACACCAUUUCGAAUAACGGAAGCAGCGGCCACUGCUCACACCUGUCCAAGUUGAGUCCGUCAACGCCUUCCACUUUGCCAUCUCCCUUCGUUCCAGAACGUCCCAGAGAUACGCUCUUACAAUCCACGACUCAGUUCACGGUACCUCCUAUUGGGCGCCGUUUAUGGACAAUAGAGCGCACGCACACAGACACGAUUUCGUCUGCAGUCCGAAUCAGCUCGUUCAACGCUCCGGAUCUCAACCCCAGUGCACCACUCACACUCGCUACACGCCAUCGCAGUGCAUCCAUCUCCUCAAUCCAGUUACCUACUCACGCUGACAAUGCUCACGCCCACACUUUAGCCAAUCAAUCUCACAACCUGUCUCACCCCUAA